CUGCAAGUAUUUUGCCGUGUAAGGAAUAUAAGAGAAUGUGAUUGGUUGAUGUGUUAGUUAAUCUGUUAAGCACCCAUGUGAGAGUUUGUUACGAGGUUAAAAAGUUAUUUAUUUGGUUAGCCUAGUCAGCAGCCGAUAUAUAAUUUGUGAGGAAGCAAAUUAUCAAUUUAUCAAUUCACUCUUUUCCCUCAAACAUUUUCUUCCUCGUCUUUUUCUUCUUCUCAUGUUGAAGCAAUCUUAAAUGGCUUACCUAAGGAAUACACUUAGUUUAUUAAAUCAUUACUCUAAACUUGUAUCCAUUGGAGAACUUGAAGCCUUACUCAUGGCACAUGAAGAACUACUCAAAAAGUGCAAGAAACAUGAUAAUUUUAUUCAAGCUCAUGUAUCAAACAUCUCAUUAGUCAUUACCACAUUCAUGGUGGUAUCCGUGGUGGAAGUAGCUUUUAUUGUGGCAGAGGAGGAGCCAGAUUUGCUCAAGGAGGUAGAAUGGUGCAUCCUCAGAUUUGCUCGUGUUGGUAUGACUCUGGUUAUGAAGCACACACUCUAAAAACAACCUCAGUUUCUCACCACCUUAGGGAUAAUCUCUCAUAUUCCAAUGCCUUGACGCAGAAUGAAGCUGAUUUUGCCAUGCCUUCAGUGCUUAGAGAUCGGAAUUGGUAUCCAAAUUCAGGAGCUACUCAUCAUAUGUUUUCUGAUGCGUUGAACUUUAUAGACAAAUCAAAUAGGCGUUGAGCUUUCAGAUGCCUAUACUUUCCUUAUAUUAGGCCUCACAAUGCUCAUAAAAUUGAUGAUAGGUCUGAAUUGUGUGCUUUUCUUGGAUAUGGAAUUCAGUACAAAAGGUGAUAGAUGUCUAACUGCAGCUUGGAAAACAAUCAUUAGCAGACAUGUGUUCUUCGACAAGACCAAGAGUCUACUCCAAACUAGCUUUCCUUCCUCAAAAAAAAUGUCUCAAUCAUGAAUGAGCUGCCUCAGUUGCCUAUCCUUCAAGUUCUUGUUCAAACCGUGAUGCUUCAACGAUGGCUGAGUCUGAGCAGCAAUAUGCUAUCAUGCAUCUCUGUCAACCCUACUCACCCAAUGAUAACGCGAUCAAAUAAUGAAAUUUUAAAACCAAAACUGUUUCAAGCUCAGCUAACAACUAGUCUUGAACUAAAGAGUUAUAAAGAAGCACUUACAAUACCUCACUGGAAACAAGCCAAGAAAUUGAGCAUCCUACAAUUUAAUAUCACCAUCCUUAGGUUGCAGAUUCUAUUUCUGAUAUAUGUCAAAGCAACAUAACACACACCUCGGAGUCAGAGGUUAUGCAUAUUCUUAUCCAAUAAUUGGUAAGUUUUCUUAGGUUUUUGGGUCAUAUAUAUGUAAUUUUGGUCACUUCUCAUUACACGGUUGGAGUUAUGAACUCCAAAAGACAAAUUUUAUAUUUUAUGUAAUUUUGGUCACACUGCUCAUUAUAGGUUUGUAUGUACUGUCAAUCAUAGGCAGAGUCCUUUAAUCUUCUUACUUUGGAAUAUGGAACCUUUGCUUUAGAUGAAUGAAAAUUUACAGCUGAAUCUGAUCCAAGUAAAAUAAAUUUCCGCAUAAUGUUUUUUGGCUGCAUCAACCUGGAAUUGAGUUAACAUAUAUAUACACCUUCAGGCGGCAGCAUAGUCACAAAGGUAUCUAUAUAUUAAAUAAUUAAACAUAGUGACAAGUUAAUUGUCUUCAUGUUAGAUCAGAUAAAAUUGAAUUCUACCUAUACUUGAGGUACUUGCAUAGAUGAUUACGACAUUUCUUUAUUAAUCACUCUUAACUUCUUUGGGGUUUUCUUCUCGUCCCUAGUUACUGCUAUGGAAUAAAAGAAGCCGCCUCAGUAAACGAGUGAUUAAUGCAAGCUGUAUUAGGCUUAUAUAAAUUAUAAUAUGUGCUUCUUCUCAAAGAUAUAAUCACUCCUCUACCUUCCUCAACAAGGAUCAAAUUAAACCAUUAAUGACUACAAUGGUUAUGCUUCGAUUUCUAUUUCAUAUAAUCAUCAUCAUGCAUCUAUUAUUGGCAAGUGGAAAAUUGGAUUUGCAAUUUUUGCAUGACCCAAUCAUGGCACAACCUGGGUGUGAUUUAACGUGUGGAGAUGUUGAGAUCCCUUACCCAUUUGGAAUGAAGGAUCCAAAAUGCUAUGCAGAGGAGUGGUUCCAAAUAGAAUGCAAGAGUAACCACACACCAUACCUCAAGCUUAUAAACCUUGAAGUGACAGCCAUUGACGUUAACAUUAGCACCGUUGAAGUCAAGAAUCCAGUUUUCCAUAGGAAGUGUCACGAUGGAGGCAGAGAUUCUUCUCUCUCUCGUCCCAAACCAACCAUAGAAGAUCCUGCAGGUAUUUCUUUGAGAGGUAGCCCCUUUGUGUAUUCCAACAAGCGCAACACAUUCGUAGCUUUCGGUUGCAACAUUCUUGGAUUCUUGCACUCUAACCGUUCAGUAGUCGCCGGCUGCGUGUCAGUUUGCGGUCCAAAAGAGUUCACAAGACUCAAGAAAUUGGUUGCCAGUGGAAAAAAGGUUAAUCUUGGUUGCCAUGGAAAGUUCUGUUGUGUUGCUUCAAUACCAAGUCAUCUAUCAGAGUACGAGGUGACAAUGGAAGAUAUAAGAAAUGGAAGCAUUGCUCCUGGGUGCGACGACUAUGCGCUGAUAGCAAAAAAAUGGAGAGAGGAAUUAACAUGGAUGGUGAAUCAGAAAGAGAGUGAACUCAAGAAGAAUGUGAGUCACUAUGCACAUGCUGUGCUGGAGUUUGAGAUUCUGAAUUGGAUCAACAUUGAAGCAACUAAUGCAGAAUGUCUUAAGACUAAUGUGACGUCCUCAAAAAUGGAGCACUCAGGUUGGAGAUGCAAAUGCAGAGUAGGAUUCCAUGGGAACCCAUACAUUGCUGGUGGCUGUGUAGUUAUUCGAGACCGUUGGUACCAUUCCGAAGGAACUCCCACAAAAGAGCUUAUGGUUGUUUAUUUAUUGUUGUGUGACAAAUGUAUAGGACUUUUGUCAAGCCUCGGAUCCAUUAUUUUAUUGCUGGGUCUAAGGUGGCUCUAUGAAGUUGAAAGGAAAAGAAUAGCGAAAAAAAGCAGAGAAAGUUUCUUCAAAAAGAAUGGUGGUGUGUUGUUAGAAAAGGUAUUGUCUUCUAGUGAAGGUAGUUUUGAUAAAUUUAAACUUUUCAGCUUAAAGGAAUUAGAGAAGGCCACAAACCACUUUAAUGUGAACCGGAUACUUGGAAAUGGAGGUGAAGGUACUGUUUACAAGGGCAUGCUACUAGAUGGUAAAAUUGUGGCUGUCAAGAAGUUUAAGGUCCAAGGAAAGAUAGAACAAUUCAUCAAUGAAUUUGCUAUUCUUUCGCAAAUUGACCACAGAAAUGUGGUUAAACUGUUGGGGUGUUGUUUGGAAACAGAGAUUCCUCUGCUUGUUUAUGAAUUCAUUCCCAAUGGGACCCUUUUCCAAUAUUUGCAUGACCAAGAUGCAUAUCUACCAAUGACAUGGGAAAUGCGUUUAAAGAUUGCCAUUGAAGUUGCAGGAGCUCUAUUCUAUUUACAUUCAGCGGCUUCUAAGCCCAUUUAUCAUAGAGAUAUUAAAUCGACCAAUAUAUUAUUGGAUGAAAAGUACAAUGCAAAGGUGGCUGAUUUUGGAACAUCCAAAAUGAUUGCUAUUGAAGACACACACCUCACCACAUUAGUUAAAGGAACUUUCGGAUACUUGGAUCCUGAAUAUUUUCACACUAGUCAAUUUACAGACAAGAGUGAUGUUUAUAGUUUCGGAGUAGUUCUUGUUGAACUUUUAACAGGGCAAAAGCCGGUUUCCUUUGUUGCCCCGGAUGAGGCGCAAAAUUUAGCAUCAUACUUUAUUUUGUGCAUGGAGGAAAAACGUGUGUUUGACAUCAUUGACAAAAGAAUCAUGUGGGAAGGAAGGAGAAAGCAUAUCAAUGCAGUUGCCAAGCUUGCCAAAAGAUGUUUAGACCUGAAAGGUAUUAAGCGGCCUAGUAUGAAGGAAGUCUCAAUGCAAUUAUAUGGUAUCUGGGAGUUGCAAAGGAAUUCUAGAGCAUAAAAGCCCAUGAAGAGACUUAGCUCACUGAUGGUGAUUACUGACCAAUCCUACAUAUAGGUUAAAUUCUUGACCAAUUCUUGCUAAGGAAUUCUGGGAGUUGAAUGUCAUAAAAUGAUUGGCACAUUUUUGCAAUUUGUUUUGUCACAAGAACAUGAGGUGGAAUGUAUAUACAAGGAUGGGAAUAACAAACUAAAACUGUUAGUUAAUACCCUCCAUCAAUUCAAAAUAACUCUUCCUAUCAAACUUCUUAGAUCAAUCUACACAAGAUGCAAUUGUAUCAAAAUAUAUUAGUUCAACUAUGUAGAUAUUGUUAGU
Arachis ipaensis is the source of this 4362-nucleotide messenger RNA. NCBI's taxonomy places the organism in Eukaryota, Viridiplantae, Streptophyta, Magnoliopsida, Fabales, Fabaceae. The record is from RefSeq and is a predicted model, not a curated record.